This is a messenger RNA of Impatiens glandulifera, 1147 nucleotides long. Its product is annotated as protein arginine N-methyltransferase 2. Gene Ontology annotation, cellular component: cytoplasm; nucleus. Gene Ontology annotation, molecular function: protein-arginine N-methyltransferase activity; protein binding. NCBI's taxonomy places the organism in Eukaryota, Viridiplantae, Streptophyta, Magnoliopsida, Ericales, Balsaminaceae. The transcript has 3 exons. The record is from RefSeq and is a predicted model, not a curated record. Bases 5 to 991 code for a protein of 328 amino acids.
GAAAAUGGAGAAACUAGAAGAACGUCUCUGCAUCGCCGCCAAGAAAGGCGGCGCCGACGAGGUUAAAACUCUCAUAGAGGCCGGCGCCGAUGUUUCCUUUUUCGAUGAUGAAGGUAUGACCCCAUUGAUGCACGCAGCUAAACAAGGUCAUGCUUCAGUGGUCAAGCUUCUUCUUGAAGCCGGCGCACCCUGGAACGCCCUGUCUCCUUCCAACCUCUCCGCCGGUGAUUUCGCCAUGGAAGCCACUCAUGAAGAAGCCUUCAACGUUCUCCUCAAUGCUGGGAUUCAAGCUGAGCUUAUCCUUGGUACCAUUGCGCGAAAACAAAAACCCACUGUUGAUUCAGAUGGAGAUUACUUAGAAGAUAGAGUUACUUUUAGUGAGGACAAAUUGAUGGAUUCUAAUAGUAAGGCUGUAAUGAUGGCAUGGGAGAAACCUCUUAUGGAAGCUCAUGCAAAAGCUAUAAGUAUGGGUGGUGGUCAUAUCUUGAACAUUGGUUUUGGGAUGGGUCUUGUGGACAGUGCUAUUCAACAAUAUUCUCCUAUUUCACACACAAUUGUAGAGGCUCAUCCAGAUGUUUAUCAGCGGAUGCUUCGUUUGGGUUGGGGUGAAAAGGAGAAUGUCAAGAUAAUAUUUGGUCGGUGGCAGGAUGUUCUUCAUCAAUUGAAUUUGUAUGAUGGUAUUUUUUUCGAUACAUACGGGGAGUAUUAUGAAGAUAUGAGAGAGUUCCACCAACAUCUUCCUUCUAUGCUAAAACCUGGAGGAGUUUAUUCAUUUUUCAAUGGAUUAUGUGGAGGUAAUGCUUUCUUCCACACUGUUUACUGUCAGUUGGUUUCUCUGGAACUUGAGAGCUUGGGAUAUUCGACACAGUUUGUAGCUUUACCAGUGAAGGAUUGUUUGGGGGAAGAAGUUUGGGAGGGUGUCAAACACAAGUAUUGGCAGUUGGAUACUUAUUAUCUUCCUGUUUGUCAGUCUAGUGAUGAAUCUGAAUGAUGUGGACUAUUGACUUGUUUUAUUGAUGUUUAACCUCAAAUUCCUAUAUAAUGUCACCCACCAUUUCGUUGAGAUUUAUUGUUGUAAGAAGAGAUUACUUGGUAUCUUUUCUUCUUUUUUUCCUGUUAUGCGAUGCAGAUUGUUUGGUUAUUUAUA